Messenger RNA from Staurois parvus, 256 nucleotides. The record is from the annotation of a GenBank genome assembly. Lineage: Eukaryota; Metazoa; Chordata; Amphibia; Anura; Ranidae.
AACAGGGGCGGACUGACCACUCGGGCACUGCCGGAGGGCCCAGGGACAGUAGGGGGCCCCAUGAGAUACCCCUGGUACCUUUCAUAGGCUUUUUUGGUUUUGGGCAAGGACACAGGGACCCCAUGAUCCCCUAUUGCCCGGGGGUCCCAUGAGUUGUCAGUCCGCCCCUGCCCUCCUGCCUGCAUACUUGUGUAGUUUCUCUCUUGUGCCUAGAUUUAUAUCAGACAUCUGCAGUUAUUACCAGGGGCGGACUGAC